Molecule: messenger RNA, 1011 nt
Organism: Tarenaya hassleriana
Lineage: Eukaryota; Viridiplantae; Streptophyta; Magnoliopsida; Brassicales; Cleomaceae
Product: protein TIFY 9-like
Exons: 6
Coding region: 84-674 (196 amino acids)
Biological process (GO): regulation of defense response; response to wounding; regulation of jasmonic acid mediated signaling pathway
Cellular component (GO): nucleus
Source: RefSeq, a predicted model, not a curated record
UUUGCUAUAUCAUUUCUCUCGCGCCCCUUCAUUUCAAUCCCAUCCCCUCUCUCUCUUCAACCACACGAAAAAGAAUACCAGAAAUGCCCAGAGCUAUGGUGGAGCUUGAUUUCUUCGGACUGGACAAGCAGCCGCCGCCGCCGAAGACGACGGCUACGUCUCCCAAGCCUAAGUUCCAGAAAUUUCUCGAUCGACGUCGCAGCUUCCGAGAGAUUCAAGGUGCGAUUGCGAAGAUCGAUCCUGAGAUCAUCAGAUCUGUUAUUGCUUCAGGUGCUCCGAAUCACAGCAGAGACAGCAGAAGCCUGUUCGAUUCACCGAGCAGACCUGGGUCGGUUCCGUCAACUCCGAGGAACGAUCAGCCUCAGAUUCCGGUUCCGUCGCUCCACGUGCCGGUUCCUAGGCACAGUACGGAGUACGCCCCAGAAACAGCUCCUAUGACGAUUUUCUACAACGGAACCGUCUCGGUUUUCGAGGUUUCUUCCGACAAGGCGGAGAGCAUUUUGAAGGCUGCUUUGGAUGCAUCUCCGCUAAAGGAGGCCGAAUCAACCGAACCAGAUGUUUCCGCCCCUCCUUGCAAAAGGCAAAAGCUCUUCGGCCAGAAUCUCGGAGGAGAUCUACCAAUCGCAAGGCGAAAGUCACUUCAAAGGUUUUUGGAGAAGCGGAAGGAGAGGUAAUCCGUCCUCCUACCAUCCCAGAGGAUGAAGCUCUGCUCGCUCACCUUUUUCUAACAAAAAGAUUGGAACCAAACUCUCUGUUCAUAACUGACUUAAAGUAAAAGACCGCUUUUGACAAUCGAGCCCCCGUUUCACAUUUUACUUCGCUGGAGGCUCACCAAAGCAACCAAGGCGUAAGAAAGUGAAUUCCGGAUGCUUAUUAUUCUUUAUUUUUAAUUUUUUUUUUACUUAUUAUAUUUUAGUUGAUCCCAAAGCUCCGUUUUGAAGGUAUAUUCUAACUUUGUAGUCAGAUAUUUUACAUUGAACUUAAUUUUUAUUUAUUUCGUCAGUUGAUUUU